ACAGUGGCUAAGUUCCGAAGGCUACGUUAUAUUUCCUCCCCAAGAUUGAUAAGAUAUAAUCUGUUGAGUAAAUUGUUGGUGAAGGAGUAAUCCACCUUUAUAUGUGUGUCUUGGUCUUAAGCUAUCAUGAGCCUCGCAAAAUCCCCAUUUGUGGUCCAGAUCAAGGAAUUGCUCCAGUUGCUUGAUGCCGAGGCCCUCCUGGCUCUGGCUAGGACGGCCACUAACAACCGUAUUUUACCUCUCAAUGCUAAAGAGGCCAUUGAAAUCAUUCUCCUCCACACUCCUGACCUUGGACGGCUGUUUUCCUACCGACGGAUAACCUCACAAGUCCUGUUCACUUACCUGCACGACAAGAAGGUGUCAUCUGCAGGUUUUUCCAACAAGAACCAACUGAUGUUAGCUAUACAGGACUUAUGGGCCAAACAGAGUAACAAGGAUGUUGUGUCAGAACAUGUGACUGUGAAGCGUAGAGCAACUUCAUCGCCUGAAAGUAAAUGUCGGAAGGGUAGAAGAGAGGUUAGAUCAAACAGUACAGGUGCAUUAGGAAAUUUUGUUGGCGGAGACGUAAGUAUUACAAAUAUUUGUGUGAAACAAUAUGAGGUUAGUGGCGUACAAGUGCUGCCUACUUGUGUCGUGACACCCACCCAGUCAAGAGCGACUGUCGUGAGAAGUGACGAGUUUACCCGAGACUUUUGUGAAUGGUAUUUUACUAUGGUGAACCGCCUACAGCCAGAGUGUGCCCACCUUAUUGGUGACAUGUUUCGAGAAGAAAUCUUUUACCACAACAGCACCACAGAUAUUUACCUUAUUGGCCAGACAAGUGAGGAGUUACAUGCUCAGGGUGGUGCUAACACUUUUGCACUCUUAAGAGACACCUUUAACAAAUUUGGACUCCUAUUUAGUCCAAAUUUAGAGAAUGGAACACAAGCUUUUAAGUCAAAUCAUGGAAUGGUUAGGAUAUGUUGUUGUGGCACAUUACAUCAUGCAAAUUCAUUUGUGGGUAUAUUUGAGCAAGAGAAUGGCUUGAUAUGCAGUCCAGUGGACCGUACUUGGAAAAUAAUGUACAUCAAAAUCAACUUGAGGCAGAUGAGCGGUCAAACAGUACCUCCAAGUCUUCCCCCCUGUCAAGUGUUUGAAAUAGAAACCUGAAUUAUCAGAAUUACUUUUUCGAAGUAACUCUUUUAGCCCUGAAUAUGUAUCAAGAAUUAGUGGCUGUGAUUUCUGUACCUAUUUCUUACAUUUGAUAAGUAUGUCACAUUCUUCAUUAUAAGACAGGCACCGAGGCAUAACAAUAUUCAGUACAUUAUAUACUGAAUUUCUGCUACCUUGGGAGACUAUUCUCUUUAGUUACAAAAGUCACCUGGAAGUAUUGUGGUUUGAUGUGCUGUGCAGUAUUUCCAUUUUGUAUAUAAUAUUCGUAAAUCAUCUGUGUUAUUCAUUAACUCAUAAUUACAUGAAAGUGAAGCUUUCUUUGUGUGUGUGUGUGUGUGUGUGAGAAAAUGGUAUUGGUUGAAUCAGAUUGGCUGGUAAAGAUAAUGGUUGAUUGGAGAAAGAAAAAGCAGUGAAGAAGGCAGUACUAAUGCUCUUAGUAAAGGGUUAAAUUCAGAUGUACAGUACUGUGGUUUGUGUGUGCUAAUGUGACAAGUGUCUGAAUAAUAAGUUAUCAUCUUUUGUAUUAUCAUCCAAGGAAAUAAAUAUUAAAAUAGUUUGUAGAUCACGUGAAGAUUAGGCAUCCCACCUUAUUUCACCUGAUUUAUUGUUAUGUUAGAUUGGUUAUGCUAGGUUAAGUAUGGAUAUAUAAUGAUAGGGUAGGUUUAUAACCCUAUGUUGUAUGGGCCUGUCAGUGGAGGAAUACACACACAAAGCAGAUAACUGGGUGAAGAGUUAAUGUGGACUAAACAGAGCAAUCCACUGGCAGGGGCCGGUCGAGCAGUUCCCGACGGCAUUGACUGACAUGCUCCAGUAAGUUCACCAUGAAGUACACACUCACAGUUUGUUUACACCACUUGAGGAUGUUGAGUGAAACCCCUAUAUUGCUAGAGGGGAUUGACACUGUCCAGAUUAUGGCUUGAGAUGUGUUGACAGCAAGACCCUCUAGACUGACUCCGCACCACGACUUGGGCGAACAAGGGUGUGGUUUAAAGUGCUGAAACAUGGAUAUGAACUAGUUGGGAUUGGUAAAGUGGUUAGGUUUCCUUGGUUACAGCAAGAUGAGCUAGAGUGGUGCCUGAAAUAUGAUGUCCAAGCAUGCAUAACAACAUCAUUAAGAUUACUAAUGAUCGUAUAGAUAAUGACAUGUAAACCAAUGGCUUACAAGUUAUAUUAUGUUAGAAUUGGUUUUGUUAUGCUAGAUUAGGUUUCUUUGUUUUGCUAGCUUAGUGUUAGGUUGCAUUGAGGAGAAAUAAGCUGGGGUGCUUAAUCUUCACAUGAUCCAAUGUAUGAUGAGAAAAUGUUCAAAAGUUAUCACGUUAUCAUUCUGUGUAUAGUCAGAAAAAAUAAAUAUGUCAUCAACAGAUAAGUCUUCAUUUAGAGAUAGAUAUUAAUGCCGUAUAGUCUCGAUUUACGUGGAUUUUGUUUACUCGUGUGGUCAUUUACGCAGCACCUUGCCAGACCGACAAUUUUUAUUUACGCGGGAAGCGGCACGGGCAGGGUGUGCACAAUGUCGCCCAGUCAACAAAACAUUACCGAGUUCUUCACCCGCCACCCACCACAGCCAGCCCAAG
This is a messenger RNA of Homarus americanus (American lobster), 2723 nucleotides long. RefSeq lists its product as uncharacterized. The transcript has 4 exons. The record is from RefSeq and is a predicted model, not a curated record. NCBI's taxonomy places the organism in Eukaryota, Metazoa, Arthropoda, Malacostraca, Decapoda, Nephropidae. The coding region runs from base 127 to 1149 and encodes 340 amino acids.